This is a messenger RNA of Paramecium sonneborni, 1008 nucleotides long. The record is from the annotation of a GenBank genome assembly. Lineage: Eukaryota; Ciliophora; Oligohymenophorea; Peniculida; Parameciidae.
AUGUUAAAUAUUAUUGAUAAAUUGCCUCCCAUAUAAAAAGAUCAUUUGAAAAGAAUUUAAACUGAAAUUUAAUAUGAGGAAGAAUGUGAAAUUAAAGUAGCAGCAAAGUAUAAAGUUGAAAAAUUAGUAGAACUCUAGCAGGUUAAAAUCAUAGGAAGAAAUAGAAAAUUAAUUAAGAUAGUUUUGCUAUCAAAUAAAAUAUUGGUAAUCAAAAUGAUUGGCAUUUUUUUGGUAUUUUUGAUGGACAUGGUCAAAGUGGACAUUUAGUAUCAUAAUUUGUAUCAAAGUAAUUACCAAAAAUAAUAGAAAAUUAGCUUGUUUAAAUAUAUAUAAAUAAUCCUAAUUAAUUUUCAUAAUCAUUACAAGCAGCCUAUAAACAAGUAGAAUAUGAUUUAGUAAUAUUUUAAUUUAAUUUAGGUAGAUAAAACAAAUAUUGCAUGUAAUUUUAGUGGUUCUACUGGAAUCGUUAUUUUAUUGAUUGGAUCAAAAAUAUAUUGUGCGAAUGUUGGAGAUUCAAGAGCUGUGUAUUUUUACAAAUCAUAAGAGCUUUGGUACAAUAGACCAUUAUCUUAUGAUCAUAAACCUAAUAAAACAUUUGAACUAAAAAGAAUUAUAAAAUAUGGAGGUAGAGUUGAAUAAAGUUUAAUUGAUGGGAAAAGAUAAGGUUCUUAUAGAGUUUGGUUAGCAAAUGAAGAUGUACCAGGAUUAGCAAUGUCAAGAUCAUUUGGUGAUAUAGCAGCUAAAUCUGUUGGAGUUAUUGCUGAUCCUGAAAUUUUAAGAUAUAACAUAUAAAAUACAGGAUUUAUUUUAUUAGCAAGUGAUGGACUAUGGGAUAAAAUGGAUUUUGAAAGUAUCUAUAAAAUCUUAGAUAUCUUUGAAAUACCUUUUACUUAAUUUGAUAUGGAAUAAGCAGUCUAAAAAAUUUUAGAAGAAACUUAAUCAAAAUGGGAAAGAUAAGAUAACGGAAGAGAUGACAUUACUCUUAUACUCAUACAUGUUUAAAUUUGA